Solanum verrucosum is the source of this 1229-nucleotide messenger RNA. Its product is annotated as heterogeneous nuclear ribonucleoprotein 1-like. Gene Ontology annotation, cellular component: nucleoplasm. Lineage: Eukaryota; Viridiplantae; Streptophyta; Magnoliopsida; Solanales; Solanaceae. Gene Ontology annotation, molecular function: RNA binding. The transcript has 7 exons. The coding region runs from base 1 to 1161 and encodes 386 amino acids. Gene Ontology annotation, biological process: regulation of gene expression. The record is from RefSeq and is a predicted model, not a curated record.
AUGGAUUUUGAUGAGGAACGAAAUGAAGAAACUGACCAACCAAAUGAAGAUGUGGAAAUGGCUGAUAAAGUAGGCGAUAGGGAAGCCGAUGAAUUAAAACCUUCAAUCAAUGGUUGUUCAGUAAGAAAACUUUUUGUUGGACGCAUUUCUACGAAGACAACCGAAGUUUUUUACUUUCCAGAAUCAUUUAGAGAGUAUUUCAGCAAGUUUGGACAGGUAGCUGAUUCUGUACUAAUGUGUGAUAAAGACUCUGGAAGGCGACGAGGAAUUGGAUUUGUUAUAUAUGCUGACCCAGAAAUUGCAGAUAAAGUUUUAAAGGAAGACCAUACCAUAGAUGGUAAAAAGGUGGUCGUGGAGAAACCAGUAACUAAUACAACGAGAAUUUAUGUUGGCGGUCUUCCAUUAUCCUUGACUGAAGAUGAGUUGAAGGAACAUUUUUCUCCUUAUGGCUAUGUUGUGGAUCAUUGCAUCGUUUUGGAUAGAAGACAUGGUCGGAGCCGACGUUUUGGCUAUGUGAGUUUUGAUAAAGAGGAAGCAGUUGAAAAAGUUUUAUCUGAUGGCCAUAUGCAUGAACUUUGCGGCAAACAAGUGAGUAAUAAGGAAUUUAUACUGCCCAGAACUGAUUGUUGCCUCUUUUACUUUGAUGAAACAAAAAAAAAUUGUGUUUGUGGUGGCAGAAAUGGCGCCUGUGUAUAUGGGAACGCUGGUGCUGCUAAUGGAAGGUCUGUGCCUGCCUACAAUGGUUGUGGUCGUGGUUAUGGGAACAGUGGUAGAGGCUGGAGUGAUGGGGGCAACAGAGGAUAUGGAGGUGGUGGCAGAAAUGAUGCCUAUGCAUAUGGGAACUCCGGUGCUGCUAAUGAAAGGUAUGUGCCUGCCUACAAUGGUCGUGGUCAUGGUUAUGGGAACAGUGGUAACAGCUGGAAUGAUGGGGGGAACGGAGGAUAUGGAGGUGGUGGCACAAAUGAUGCCUAUGCAUAUGGGAACACCGGUGCUGCUAAUGAAAGGUAUGUGCCAGCCUACAAUGGUCGUGGUCGUGGUUAUGGGAACAGUGGUAACAGCUGGAAUGAUGGGGGGAACGGAGGAUAUGGAGGUGGUGGCACAAAUGGUGCCUAUGCAUAUGAGAACACCGGUGCUGCUAAUAGAAGGUAUCAUCCUUAUUGAAAGUGACAAGUUCGCCUCCAAGGCUGCAAAUAUUUGAUGAGUUUUGACUGUUGCAUUUAGGUGUAAAA